Epinephelus fuscoguttatus (brown-marbled grouper) is the source of this 6566-nucleotide messenger RNA. RefSeq names its product potassium voltage-gated channel, KQT-like subfamily, member 5b (gene kcnq5b). Bases 393 to 3443 code for a protein of 1016 amino acids. Gene Ontology annotation, biological process: potassium ion transport; transmembrane transport. NCBI's taxonomy places the organism in Eukaryota, Metazoa, Chordata, Actinopteri, Perciformes, Serranidae. Gene Ontology annotation, cellular component: membrane. The record is from RefSeq and is a predicted model, not a curated record. The transcript has 14 exons. Gene Ontology annotation, molecular function: voltage-gated potassium channel activity.
CAACAGGCGGUAAAGCGCACUGGGAAGAGAGCCUGGGUUGAAAAAUAAUGCUAAAAAUAUCUUCCCUCCAGCUCCGCCGGACACACACUGUAUCUAUAAGUUGUUAUUUUGUCACAUUGGACGGCACCGUGAUCGAGGCAGGCGCGUGGAUACCUUUACGCGCGGCGGCAGCUGUGUAAAUGACUUGUGAAGAGGUUGAUGCAAGAGGAAAGAGGGCGGUCAAAGUGUGACGGUAAACAGUGUGCCUUUCUCUGGCAACGGUUUCCCUCCCAGCGCCUCUUAGACUGCGUCUCGCACGUGUAUUGUAUUGUUCGUCCAGGGCACAGCUGCCGGCACAGGACACGCAUGCUUGAAAAGACCAUCGCGCACUUGAUGCCCGCUUUGGUGAUGCCAUGCCCCGGAACCACAGCGGAGACGAAGGCGGCACCGGGCUCUGGAUGAGGACGUCGCCGGGGCACCGUACCGAAGGCUACGGCUUGAAAGAUGUGGAGUGCGGACGAAGGAUGAUGAAUAACGCGGGAGACGGUUUGCUGUCAGCCUCCACCGCAGCAGCAGGUGCUGCCGGGUCCGAGAGCCUGAGGGGGAAGCAGGGAGCCCGGCUCAGCCUGCUGGGGAAGCCGCUCAUAUACAGCGCGCAGAGCGGCCGGAGAAACGUGCGCUACCGGCGGCUCCAAAACUACCUGUACAACGUGCUGGAGAGACCGAGAGCCUGGGCGUUCAUCUACCAUGCGUUUGUGUUCAUCUUGGUGUUCAGCUGCCUCGUCCUCUCUGUGUUCUCAACCAUCCCGGCUCAUCAGGACUUCUCCUCCUACUGUCUCCUCAUUCUGGAGUUUGUGAUGAUUGUGGUGUUUGGGUUGGAGUACAUCAUCCGUAUCUGGUCGGCAGGAUGCUGCUGUCGCUACAGAGGAUGGCAGGGACGACUCCGCUUCGCCAGGAAGCCUUUCUGCGUCAUAGACAUCAUAGUGCUGAUAGCGUCGGUGGCGGUGGUGUCGGCUGGUAGCCAGGGAAAUAUCUUUGCCACCUCGGUCCUGCGGAGCCUGCGUUUCCUGCAGAUUCUACGCAUGGUACGAAUGGAUCGAAGAGGAGGCACCUGGAAGCUGCUGGGCUCUGUGGUCUACGCACACAGCAAGGAGCUGGUAACUGCCUGGUACAUUGGCUUCCUGGUUCUCAUCUUCUCUUCGUUCCUCGUCUACCUUGUGGAGAACAAGUUCAACAAGGACUUUGCGACUUACGCUGAUGCUCUGUGGUGGGGCACGAUCACGCUGACAACCAUUGGUUACGGAGACAAGACACCAAAGACAUGGACAGGACGGAUGCUGUCCGCAGGGUUUGCCCUCCUUGGCAUCUCCUUCUUUGCUUUGCCAGCUGGUAUUCUGGGCUCAGGCUUUGCCCUGAAGGUCCAGGAGCAGCACAGACAGAAGCACUUUGAGAAGAGGAGAAACCCGGCCGCCUACCUCAUCCAGUGUGUUUGGCGUAGUUAUGCGGCUGAUGAGAACUCGGUUUCCAUUGCUACCUGGAAGCCUCACUUGAAGGCGUUGCAUACCUGCAGCCCUACAAAGAAGGAGCAGGGAGAGUCGACCACAAGUCAGAAGCUGAGCUUCAAGGAGCGGGUGAGGAUGGCGAGCCCCCGAGGUCAGAGCAUCAAGAACAGGCAGACGUCUUCAGUGAACGACCGGCGCUCUCCGGUGGCUGAUGCUGGGACAGAGGGCACCAGCCCUGCUAAGGUGCAGAAGAGCUGGAGCUUCAACGACCGCACACGCUUCAGACCCUCACUCCGCCUUAAGAGCCAGUCGCGCUCCACCACUGAUGCAGACUCCAACAUGGCGGCGGAGGAUGGCUUCGAUGAGAAAGGCUGUCACUGUGACAUCUCAGUGGAGGACUUGCUGCCCUCGGUCAAGUCUGUCAUUAGAGCUGUCAGGAUAAUGAAGUUCCAUGUAGCCAAGAAGAAGUUUAAGGAGACCCUGCGUCCUUAUGAUGUCAAGGAUGUGAUUGAACAGUACUCUGCCGGUCACUUGGACAUGCUGUGCCGCAUCAAGAGCCUGCAGACCAGAGUGGACCAAAUCCUUGGGAAAGGCCAGAUCCCUCUGGAUAAGAAGAUUCGGGAGAAGCUGCUGUCUGAUGGAGAUAUGCUAGAGGACAUGAGCAUGCUGGGUCGUGUCUGUAAGGUGGAGCGGCAGGUCCAGUCGAUUGAGUCAAAGCUUGACUCCCUGCUUGACAUCUAUCGUCAGGUUUUGCGCAAAGGCUCCUCUUCAGCCCUCACGCUCGCCUCUCUGCCCCUGUUUGAGUUGGAACAAACCUCUGACUACCACUCCCCCGUCUUCAGCAAGGACCUGUCGUGCUCCACCCAGGUCAGCAGCAGUGGGGCACCUCCCCCUGGCAGCUGCAUCACACGCUCCUCAACCAACUCCCACCUCUCCCAGGGUGGACUCCAUCUCAUCCUGGCGCCGCCCAGCGAGCUCAAUGCCUCCUCUUCAACCGGCCUGACAUCCUCUUCUUUCAGCCCAUCACCGCUGCCUCAUCACCAUCAUCAUCACCACCACCACCAUCGCCAUCCUCAUCACCAUCAUCAUCCCCCGCCUCAGGCCACCACACCUGAAAGUGGCACAGAUGAGGCUGUGGGGAGUUCUCCACCCAUCCUCACCCCCAAUAGUAUCAGCAGUGGUGGCGGCGGCGGAGUUGGAGAUGGAGGGUUUCCUCUUCUGGCAAGGCUUCCACCACCACCCCCUCCCAGCCGGAGUGGGGGCCAGGGCAGCUUGCUACGAGCCACUUCCACGGACAUGGAGGACUUCUGUGGAGGUCUAGGGAUGCAGAUGGAGGACAACAAUGUUGGGGAGGACCUUAGCCUUGGGUUGGGACUGGGCAGCCUGGGACAGAAGCUACAGGGCGGCACCAACAGCAAUGGCAGGUUAAAUACUAAGGAGGAGAGCUCCUGGAGGAGACAUAUGAGCCUGGAGCUGCAGCCUCUGGUGCCACCAGCUGUGGGCUGCUGCUCUGGCCCCAGCCAGGCAGACCGGGGCUUGGGCAAGUCAAUGUCGGUGCAGGACCUGAUGCAGGCAGCCCCAGGGACUGUCCAGGACACCCACCACAGCCACAGCCUCUCAUCUCCGAGCCCCAGUACAAGCAGUGACUCCCCCAUUGGCUUCCACUGUAGCCAAGACCCUGGGGGAGGAGGGGGUGGUGGUGGUAUAGGCAGGAGUGGGGGAGGUGGAUGGGGUGAGGAUGACCUCUUUAUCAGUGACAGGGACAUUGAGACACAGGGAUUUGACUUCCUGUCACUGGGGACUGCUGAGGCCCACACCUACUCCACGGAGCUCCUGAGGACAGGGAGCAGAGCAGGGGCAGGGUCCCAAGGCUCUAACCGUAACCUGGCUAGUGGUCACACAUCCUCGCCUUCGGCUGGCAACUCCGAAUUGCUGAACAUGCCGCACGUGCGGCUAAAAUAAACUGGCCUACAUGUUCAGAAGGCACGCAAAUCUCACCUCACAGAGACGGUUUUUAUCCUUUUUGGAGGGGAGUGGGAGGGCGGGAAUAUUACAGUGGGUCCUUUUUUUGUUUAUUUUCAUGUUGAUCCAUUUGAUAAGAAUCACAGUAUUUUCAUACAGGCUGAUCACAUAGGGCAUAUCAUUGCAUGAGUUACUCCUAGUUUUGUGUGAUUAACAAAUCUGAGCUAAAAGAUGAAGACAGAACCCAAAAACCUGAGACGUUGCUAUGAAACAAAACCAACUUAACUCAGUCCUGAAUGACGGUUGGUUGAUAUUUGACCUUGAGACAGAGCAUGAGCAUUGCAUGUUUUCAGUCAAAGGUACUGAGUUUAGCAAGAUAGUUUACACUUCAGUAGACAGGAAUGGAAAACAAACACUUCGGGAGAAUGGCCUUGAGAAUUCCACACCAUCUUUUUUAAUAGAAAAACAUUGGACUUAACACUUACAUGUGCCCACGUACACGGGAUCGAUUUCUUGUCUCUCCAGUCAUAUGACAGGCCUCCAUACUAAAGUGAAUGUUACCUCACCAUUGCCAUACUUUGCAUUCUUGAUAACUGUCAGUAAUUCUUUUUUUAUUUCCAUAGCAUUGCUCAUGUUAGGAAACCAGACAACCCCCUGACAUUUAAGUCCUUAAAUCAUAUCAAAUACUAUCCUGAACCAAUGACUUUGGUUACCUGCAAUCUUCUCAAAAAUCCCACACAAGGACUAUAACAGCACGAUUUAUUUUUUUUAAAAUGUAUUCUUUCUACAGUUUCAGAUAUCCAUUGGUUUGCAAUAAUGUCUGUACUGUAAAUCAAUUAACAGACUCCUAAAACAUGCUUGAGGUUUGUAAUCCAUCACAGGGGGGAUAUAAGGUCUUUUUUGUGAAUGUUACAUGAUCAGUGUGUGAUUUAGGGCUGCACCCGACUCAGAAGUAUGUCAGUCGAAUCAGGUUUGGCUUUUCAAUACGAAUAUUUGGGUAUCCAUUUCUUAUAUUCCAUACAGAGCUUGAGAGUUUAAAAAGGUUUCAGCAGUAUAUUCAGGGUGACAGUGGCGUUCACGUUCAUUGUAAUAUAGUAAACAAGCCAAAUUAGUUCUCCAAGCUAAUGUGUGCUAACUGUGCUAGUGACACAUCGGUAACAUUCAACAUCUUUUGCUGACACUUGAUAUCAAACAAAAGCCAGAGACUGUAUUGUAUGAAGUUGCUGUGAGCUGUAAAUUCACCAUCUCUAAGUAGAAGGCAGAAGAUAAUGUAUCUCAGAGCCUCUCUUUCUCCAGGCAGCUGCCUUCGUGUCAUUCAGACUGGCCCUGGGUCUGGGUCUGCAGCUGCCUGUGCCUGGAGAGCAGCAUGAAAGCAAGGAGCGCUCACUCUGCAGCUACAUCUGGGGACCAAAAUGUCCCCAGAUGUAGCUGCAUGCUGACUGCCCAAAAACAACAACAAAAAACAAAAGAUUGCUCAACUUGAAGGAUCUCAGUGGCACGACUGACAGUUCAAAUCUUUGUCUGUCAGGGUGCAGCCCUAGUGUGGUUAUGCAGUUUAAGUGCAGGUAGUUUUGAAAGGUCUGUGUUGCAUUACCUCAUAACAAUAAUGUCACUGUAACAGAAAUGACUUGAAUAAGCAAGUUUGGAAAGUCUGCUAACUAAUUUACAUCAGACUGCCAACAUGCAUCCAAAUUUCUGAAACACAGUAUGUGAUGUCCAUGUUAUUUGUGGUGAAUAGGCUGAAGCAUGCAAACCUGCAGGACUGGCCCUUUAUUUUUCUUUUUUUCUUUUAGCUAAACUGAAUUGGUGUCUUAUUUUGGGAGUCUUAACCAUAACCUGGAAAGCCCGGGCCAAAAAAGAGAAAUAUCAGUGUUACUGUAACUGCCAAGUAUUGGGACGCUUAGUGAUGUCACUUCUGCCAAUGGUCAGCUGUAAUAUGACAUGCACCAUCUUUGCAUCACAUGUACACACCUGUAUACGCACACAGCCAACUGUGACUCAUGUUCAUUAUACUGUGGAGUUUCUUCGAGAACAAGGAGCAGUUUUAUUUUCAGAUAAGUUAUACACCGGCCAGUUGGUUUCCCAGCUGAUGACAGCCAUGGAUUGAAACACAUCUUGAAUGUCAUUUCUUGGUUUAAAAAUCAGCUCGAUGUUUUGUGUGUUUUAGCAAAGCACUUUGUUUUGGUUCGGAAACAGAUACACUGAAAGAAAAGUUCAGACAUCUAACUUUGUAUUGCAUUUGGCUUUUUGCCACCCUGUUUUUACACGCAAGGAAGAUCUCUUAUUUAAAUCAGGGUCAAUGUUUGCUUUUUUUUCAUACAGUGUCAUAUGGGAUUAUUUUUGCUUCCUUGAAGUGAACUCGCUGCAGAAUGUAUUCCUGUUGCAUGGUACAGAAUCAGGUGCAUCAGGUAAGGUUGCGCGGAUCUCUUCAAGGUGUAGGAAAAUAAUAGUAGCGCCGCAAGCUGCAGGUAAAUACUACCCAUAAAGAAUCCAAAGCCUCAGUGGUGACUAAUCACCCUUAGCUAGCAGUACCUCAGUGAAGACCCUAUCAAAGACUAGAGUAUAUGUGAAGGAGGCUGGGGGUCAGAGGUGGAUUUUACUUUCUUUCAGAUAUUGAAAUAUAUUUUGCAUGAAGAGGUUGUCAUAUUCAAACCUAUCUAUAACUGAAAAUGAAUGCCAUGUCAUUAAGACAGAUCACUAUUUAUGGUUCAGCCUGAUUGCAUCAGAAGUAAAAAAAAAAAAAAGACCUCAGCUCUGAUAUGAAGUCAGUACAUACAGUAUAUUGGUGCCUUGCUUUUGUGGUACAUAUUCAUCUCCAUAUCUACGAUUUCCUGAAAAGUGCAUUAGGUUCCUCCAAACAGAAAUGGUUCCUCGUUUUCUCUCCUUGUAGAUGUUCUGACUUGAGGCAUUUUAUGUUUGUUUUUUUUAAAUUUAGAGAUCAUUUUGCUACUGGGCAUAAAACGGGCCUUUGACAUGUCAACAUUCUGUCUCGUGUCUUUUAAUUUAUUUAAAUUAUGUGCACAUAUUUACACAUAGUAAUAAUCUCAGUUAGAUUUAUGAAGCCUGUAAUGUAAUGAAAAUGCAAGUGAACUUUUAUUCUCAUUCAUCAAUAAAGGAAAUUCU